GUAUAUAUUCAAGAAAAAAGACCAGAGAAAGCAGACAGAGGUCGACUGAGAUAAUACACAUAACAUUCUGUGGGAAAGUGACAACAAGAAGAUAAAAGAACCCAAAAGAAAGAAAUAAACAUGUAUUUGGAGAGGAAAGCACAGUUGCUGGUUGUUCUGGGCUUAGCGCUGGUUUUUAAAGGUGGUGAAUGUUGGCAUGAAGUGUUUGUGGCAUACGGUGCUGUAGCUGUGCUGCCAUGUGUGGAUGAGCUCUCUGAAAUCUCACAGCCUAAUGCAGUCUACUGGAGCAGGAUAGUUGAUGAUGUGCAGAAGACAGUUUGGCGGCGAGAGAAGAGUGGGUUAGAGUUUCGACCAGUGAGACACCCGCCACGUGCUCGCUACCCCGUUCCGAACUUUGGAAAGGAGGAUUACAGCCUUCACAUCACUGACAUUACAGAUGAAGACGGAGGAAUGUAUUUCUGUGAGGUGAAGGGAAAGCUUUUGAUGAGAAAGGACAUCAUGCUCAGAGUUAUUAAAGUGUCCUUUUCUCCUGUCAUUGUGGUGGAGGGCUCAAGGGUGGAGGUGACAUGCCAUAUCAGUCCUGAGCCACAAAUUGGAACAGUCAGCAAGAAAAUAAAUGGCAGUUUAACAAGUAAAGUUGUCCUCCAUAAUGUCUAUCAAAAACAUGCAGGAAACUUGAGCUGCCAAGUUUUAUACAGAGGUGUAUCAGGAGAGGCAACUGCAUCCCUACAGGUCAAAGGAAUCUUAUCCCCGCAGGACGACUCUUCAGUGGUGUAUGCCGCAGUGGGCAGCUCCGUCUCCUUGCCCUGUGUCUUUACCGAGGGUCCAAUAGCAAACACUGUAACCUGGCAGAAAAUUUCCAAAACAAAACACUCCUCUCUUCCACUCCCAUCAUCUUUCAACCAGUCUCUUGGGUCUGCAGUGUCCUACCCUUCUUGGGACAGAUCAGCAUGGAUAAAGAGAGUGGAGGAAGGAGAUGAAGGGAUAUAUACAUGCUCAGGAAUGAUGGAAGGAUCAAAUGGAGGGAGAAUGAAAGUGGAACGAAGGAUGCAGCUGGUUGUUACUCAAGUUCGAAGCUCCUCUGCAUCAAGCAGUUAUGGACCUGUGACCCUGACGUGCCAACUCAGCGACUCCAGUUUCAUCACUUCUUAUGAAUGGCUCCGUGUGACCUAUGGAAUAAACAACACUCAGACGCUGACCUCUGUGAAAAAGUCAAAGGAACCCAGGAUUCAAAAAGUGACAGAAAAAGACAUGGGUGGAUGGGUGUGUCGAUACUACGGGAAGCAAGGUGUUCUGGGGAACAUAACUUAUCAACUUCACAUGAUGAGUGCUCUAAUGGGUGAAAGCAAGUCUAGUUCUGGAAACAAUGUGCCUAUGGUGAUGGGAUUAGGAUUUUUGUUCUUGGUGAUAUUCCUGAUUUUGCUGCAGAUGUACAGAAAUUAUCGCAGGAAGAAGAUGAUCCUUCUUUACCCAGCAAUGGAAACAAUUGUCCAUCAUGCCUCCACUGAACGAGAGCGGAGAGAGAGGUGCAAGGCAAAAAUCAACGAAGCUCUCGGUGAAGAGCCGAAAUGAGUGUGUGUAAAUGUGUUUUUUCAUACAGUUUGUGUAAAUGGAACACACCUUUGUGCAUUACUCUAUGUGAAACUGUAUGUGGAUGUAUGUGUGUUUGUGAUGCAGACUAUUGUAGCAGGCCACUUAAACUGUAAAUAUGUUAUGGACAUAUGUAACUGGUCAGUCAUUUUGAACACUGUUACACAUAUAAAUGGAUACAUUUUGUAUGAACUUAU
Molecule: messenger RNA, 1787 nt
Organism: Xyrauchen texanus (razorback sucker)
Lineage: Eukaryota; Metazoa; Chordata; Actinopteri; Cypriniformes; Catostomidae
Exons: 8
Coding region: 121-1572 (483 amino acids)
Biological process (GO): T cell activation; positive regulation of ERK1 and ERK2 cascade; interleukin-15-mediated signaling pathway
Cellular component (GO): membrane raft; external side of plasma membrane
Molecular function (GO): protein tyrosine kinase binding; MHC class II protein binding
Source: RefSeq, a predicted model, not a curated record